AUGGCCACUACAACUCCAAUGCUGGUCAUUGUAGCUGGUGCUACAGGCGACCUUGCCGGGCGGAUCAUUCAUAAGCUACUACAAAUACAGUCUGUCCAAGUUCGAGGCUACGCACGUUCCCCGGAAAAGAUUACCGAGUCUAUCCGAGAGCAUGAGCGCUUCAGCGUCGUCCAAGGUCAGGUUGACGACAAAGCUAAAAUCCGGGAGGCUAUCAGAGGCGCCUCGGUAGUGAUUUGCGCGUAUCAAGGUUACGACGAUGUCAUGUAUGAUGGUCAGAAAUACCUCAUUGAUGCGUGUGAGGAGUUGGGUGUCGAGCGUUAUUUUGCGUCCGAUUGGACGCUAGAGUACGAUAGCCUCUCUCUUGGCCAACACGAAGGUAAAGACUGCAUGCUCAAAGUAAAGGCGUACCUGCAAGGCAAGCGCACCAAGGGCGUGCAUAUCUACAUUGGUUGCUUCGUGGAAACCUUCUUAGGCUAUAUGAAUGUCUGGGAUCCAGAAACAACGGCGUUCACCUUCUGGGGCAACGGCGACGAACCCUGGGACCUGACAACCUUUGACGAUGCUGCCGCCUACACGGUCGCAACAGUCCUCGACCCCAGUGCAGUAGGAAUUCUCAGAUUCCGGGGCGAUAAAAAGUCAACCCGCGAAAUUGCACAACUGUAUGAGAAAGUCUACGGCAGAGUCCCCAAAUUGGUAUCUCGAGGCACUAUAACUGAACUGUACGAUUUCAUGCAAGCUGAGAAACAGAAGUAUGUUGGUCAGAACAAAUGGUUGUACAUGACAUGGUUCUAUCAGUAUUAUAUCCUCAAUGGGCAAACCCUGCUUAAGGAGCCCAUACACAAUAAACGGUAUCCUAACGUGCAGCCGCACUCGAUGGAGAGCUUCUUCAAAGCGAAUGACGUAUCCAACCCUAAACACUUGAUCAGGCCUCUUUAG
Molecule: messenger RNA, 936 nt
Organism: Exophiala bonariae
Lineage: Eukaryota; Fungi; Ascomycota; Eurotiomycetes; Chaetothyriales; Herpotrichiellaceae
Exons: 5
Coding region: 1-936 (311 amino acids)
Source: RefSeq, a predicted model, not a curated record